UACAUGCACGGUAUGUACAGUGGGGGAGCGUGAUAAUGGCGCGUUGGUUACAGCGCAGUGGGGAUGAACUUUGUUCAAAACCUUGAUCUAGCACGAGCUUAUAGGGACCUUACGACAAACGAACACGCUGAUUAACUGUUAUAUUUACAGCCUGAAAUUACAGAGUCCGCGUCAAAGAUCCUCAAGUCUGACAGGAGGGGCUGUAGCUCAGCUGCACGGGCUCUGGUUAAAAAGCGCGGCGAUGACGCAGCGGAGGAGGUUCAACCAGCAGGACUUUCUCUUCUUCCUGUUGGAGAGAGAGAGAGAGGGAGAGAGAGGGAGAGAGAGAGAGAGGACCAGGCAGAAAAACCCUCCUCUUAUACCCAGGACACUGCACUUCUGUUCAGACGCAUCUUCAGGUCAAAGCUCCGGAGAGGAACCAGCUGUCACUUCUGCUGCGCCCUGCACGAUCCUCCGCAAGGAUCCGACCCAGCAGCGGUUUGGGACUCCCAAGAAACCGCAUUUGAAACCAGUGAACAGGGAAACAAUGAAGAUGCUCCUGCCUCUGGUAAUCCUUCAGCUGCUCUUGGCUCCAGCGCUCAUGGUGCCCAGCGGGGAUUACUGGGAAUCGUGGGGUCCUUAUGGAGAAUGCAGUCGCAGCUGUGGCAGCGGUGUGACCAUAAGAACCAGACGCUGUAUCACUCACAGGACGGAUGGAGGACACAACUGUGUUGGACCAGAGAAGUCGUACCGCUCCUGCAACAUCCAGGACUGUCCAGAGGGGUCCAAGGAUUUCCGUGAGGAGCAGUGCUCCCAGUUUGACGGGACUGACUUCCAGGGGAAACGCUACAAGUGGCUCCCGUACUAUGGAGGUGAGAACCCGUGUGAGCUGAACUGCAUGCCGAGAGGAGAAAACUUUUUCUAUCGUCACCGCAGCUCUGUGGUCGACGGCACACCCUGUCACCCAGGACGGAGGGAUGUUUGUGUGGAAGGAGUCUGCAAGCGUCUGGGCUGUGACAACAUGCUGGAGUCUCCUCAGCAGGAGGACCCCUGCCUGCAGUGUGGGGGUAACGGACAGUCCUGCCACCGCGUCCACAACAGCUUCUCUGUACGCAGCCUGCCGACCGGCUACAACCAGAUGUUCAUCAUCCCCGUUGGAGCCACGACCAUCAGGAUCAGGGAAACAGUGGCAACACGCAACUACCUUGCUAUUAAGAACCUGCGUGGUGAGUACUACCUCAAUGGCCACUGGGUAAUUGAGUUUUCCAGGGCGACACCCAUCGCCGGCACCAUGCUGUACUACCAGCGAGGAGCUGAGGGCGGCAACGUCCCUGAAACCAUCAUCGGCCGCGGCCCCACCACUGAACCGCUGGUUGUGGAGCUGAUCAGCCAGGAGCCAAACCAGGGGGUGGAGUAUGAGUAUUACCUUCCUAACGGACGCUCCAGGGAUGGCUACUACUGGAGUUUUGGAUCGUGGUCCGCCUGCAGCAGAGAGUGUGGAUCAGGCUACCAGUCUCGCUUGGUCUUCUGCACCAUCGAUAACGAGGCCUAUCCUGACUACCUCUGUGCAUCUCUGCCAAGGCCACAGACCAACCGUACAUGCAACCCACACACAUGCCCACAGACCCGCAGGAUGGCCUACCUGUAUCCACCACAGUUGUGGACGUCCUCAGAAAGACCCAGAGCGUAUGCGUUCAGCUGGAGAACCGGCGAGUGGAACGCCUGCUCGGUCACCUGUGGUGGAGGCUCCCAGGUUCGCAGCGUGCAGUGCGUCUCCCAGGAUGCCUCGGGGCCCCGCGUGGUGGAUGAUGCCAUUUGCGCCACCUACAACGAGGCACCACCUUCAAUGCAGACCUGCAACAUGCAGAAGUGUGUCGAGUAUCAAGUGACCAGAUGGAGUGCGUGCUCUGUGACCUGUGGUUCAGGCGAACAGACCAGGGACGUGACCUGCGUGGGUUCAGGCGGGAUGAGGCUGGAAGAAACAUCCUGCAGCGCUUUGCUCCGCCCACUCGCCGUCCGACCCUGUGAGAUGGCCGCCUGCCCGAGACAGAUCAGCUGGCAGGUUGGGGAGUGGGGACUGUGCUCUACGAGCUGUGGCUCCGGCUCCAGAGAGCGCCAGGUGAUCUGCUCCGACCCGGAGAGGAACCUGUUCCCUGUGGACCAGUGCGGCGCCCGCCCCAAACCCUCCACUGUGGAGCGCUGCAACACACAGCCCUGCUACAGCCCACAGGUUGUCCCGAGCGUCCAGGACCCUCGAGGACACGACAGCUCUCAGACCGGCUUCCAGCCCCAAGCUCCAGAUCACACAGCAGUCCACAGGCCCGAGACGGAUCCGACCCAGACCAACACAGUCCAUGACCCUCACGGCUCCGCCCCGGCCCUCCACUGUAGCCAGUCCUAUUACGGCUGCUGCCCAGACGGACGCACUUCAGCUGCGGGCCCCCGGGGCCUGGGAUGCCCACAGGGCCCGGCUGCCGCUCCUGCCCAGCCGUCCUGCAUUCAGACCAGUUACGGCUGCUGCCAAGACGCCGUGACGGCUGCUCAGGGCCCCAACAAGGAGGGCUGUGUGGAGUUCGUGGCCCCUACACCCACUGUCACUCCCUCUCUCCCUACUGAGAAUGCAGUUCAGUGCCGAACCACCACCUACGGCUGCUGCUACGACCGCACCACACCUGCAGGAGGACCCAACGGGGAGAGCUGCCCCAACCCCCCGAACCACAUCGAGCGCUCCAUCUGCUCCCUCCCUCGUGCCGCCGGCUCCUGCAGCACCUGGGUGUCACGCUACCACUACGAUGUCAUCACCUCCAGGUGCGUGCACUUCUGGUAUGGGGGUUGCCACGGCAACACCAACAACUUCUUGACCCGGGCGGAGUGCCAGAGGGUGUGUCGGGUGCCUGCGCCCGGGCCGGUCGCUCCCGCUGGAGAGCCGACCUCCAGGAGAGAGUCCACCCCUGCGAGGACCCCGGCUGGAGCAGGCACCUCGUCUGGAGGAGGGUCCAGAGCAGGAGGGUCCGCCUCUGGAGGGUCGACAGGUGGGCAGUCGCGCAACAUGGGGAGGAUUUUCACGGUCCAGGGAGGUUCGACCGGCAGCACCGGCAGACAGGCCACGAGCGCUGCCACACACGCCCACAGAGCCAGAGUCUACCUGCGGGGACGCCGGCCUUCACCUGUCACUGCUGCACAGCACAGCGGCCCAGCUGCGAGUUUGACCCUGGGAGGAGUGACCAUCGAUAAGACUGACCCGUCCACAGUGGAAGCGUUAGUUGGCCAGACGGUCGUGCUGCCCUGCAGAGUCAGCCCGCCGCCGUCCUCCACCGUCACCGUGGAGUGGAGGAGAGACGGCAUCCCCCUGUCGACUCACCGGCAUCACCAGCAGCCCAACGGCUCCCUGUUAGCCGGUCCUCUCACUAAGGGCGACUCCGGCUGGUUUUUGUGCGUGGCCACUCGGGAACGUGAGAGAGACCACCGCUACAUUUACCUCUCUGUCUCAGAGGGAACGUCUCCGGUGGUUCCUACCUCACUCCCCAGAGACAGUCCACUCCCCCGGUUCAGUAUCGACCGCUCAAGCUCGUCUCAGCUGGAAAUGCGAGCGGGACAAACCGCCAGGCUGCCCUGCACCAUCGUCCCUCCCUCAGCUCUGCAGUCCGUCAGCAUUCAGUGGACAAAGGAUGGACAGACCCUCAGUGACUCCAGGUUCACCCAGCAUUCAGACGGCACCCUGACCGUCGGCGCUCUGGCGUCCGAUGACUCCGGUGUCUACACGUGUACGGCCUCCAGUCAUCAGCAGCUGGAGCAGAGACAGCUGCAACUCCGAGUCCAAGCGGACCUGAAGAUCACGACAGCUCCGAACAACAUCCAGGUGUCUGAAGGCAGCACAGCUCUGCUCCCCUGCGUGGUGUCAGGAGAAAACAUUAAUAUCGGCUGGUCCAGAAACGGCGUACCGGUGCGUCCAGAUGGUCGUAACAUCCAGAUGUCAUCUGACGGCAGCCUGAUCCUAAACAACGUGAAGCCGUCAGAUGAGGGAACCUACACCUGUAACGCUUACACUGGCAUCUACUCUGUGAGCGCCACGGCUGAAGUGAGGAUCAUUAAAGACACACAACAAGGUGUCGAUGUUCCUCCGGAGUGCGUGGACCAGCCGGAGCUCGCCAACUGCGAGCUCAUCGUUUACGCCCGACUUUGCUCCAACUCGUACUACUCCAGCUUCUGCUGUGCCAGCUGCACCAGGCAUUCACAGAAGAACGAGAGGUUUGGUCGGCUAGGCUAAAGACACGGGGGUGGGGGGGGUCAAAACUAUGGUGGGAGGCGGUUUGUGUUUUGGAGGACUGCAUCUUUAAAAACUCGAACUUUCAACUCUGAACUGCUGCUUUUGCCAAAAGGACUUAAAACACUCACAUCUGAGCAGGUGGAGCAGAGGGCGAUUUAAAAGGGACUGUUUCCUGUCGGCGUGGUCGAGUCUGUGAAGCAGGAGUCGCUCCACAGCGAGCGCUUCGUUCAGGGAGUCUGUGCCUUCAAAUGUAGGGAGCAUACAACCUUGUAACUGUCUGCUGAAUGUGAUGAGGCAAAGCUCAGACUUUCUCCGUCGUUCUUCCGUCACAUUUUUUUAAAUUAAGUUAUUACUCACUGGACCUACUGUACAAGUUCUCUGUUUUUAAGAGGAUCAUAGCUUUUCCUUUGAGCUCGUGAAAAAGAUUUAACAUGUUGUGAAACUACUUUAUAUCUGCUGUAGUUUUGGCUACUACUCUUCUUUUUUAAAGCCUUUCAUUGAGACAGGAUUCUACUUGUUCUGUGACACACAAGGAGCUCCUACCACACUGUUUAUUUUUAUGUAAUUAUUUGAUAAUAAAAAUAAUAUUUUGAUAAAA
Seriola aureovittata is the source of this 4844-nucleotide messenger RNA. It is a transcript of the gene paplna, whose product is annotated as papilin a, proteoglycan-like sulfated glycoprotein. Gene Ontology annotation, biological process: extracellular matrix organization. Gene Ontology annotation, molecular function: serine-type endopeptidase inhibitor activity; metalloendopeptidase activity. The record is from RefSeq and is a predicted model, not a curated record. NCBI's taxonomy places the organism in Eukaryota, Metazoa, Chordata, Actinopteri, Carangiformes, Carangidae. The transcript has 28 exons. Gene Ontology annotation, cellular component: extracellular matrix. The coding region runs from base 242 to 4246 and encodes 1334 amino acids.